Cordyceps fumosorosea ARSEF 2679 is the source of this 525-nucleotide messenger RNA. RefSeq names its product Cell wall galactomannoprotein. Lineage: Eukaryota; Fungi; Ascomycota; Sordariomycetes; Hypocreales; Cordycipitaceae. The transcript has a single exon. The record is from RefSeq and is a predicted model, not a curated record. The coding region runs from base 1 to 525 and encodes 174 amino acids.
AUGCGGUUCCCCGGCCUCUUCAGCGUCCUCGGCCUGCUGGCCCUCACCGCCGCCACUGACUUCCAGACCGUCCGCAACGACAUCGCCAACAUCAGCGCCCUCCUGAAGGGCCUCGACGCCAGCGCCAAGGGCAUCCAACCGGGCUCGCUGGGCAUCGCGCGCUCGCUGCAGCUCGAGGUCGACUCCGUGCGCGUCCACCAGCUUCUCCUCUCCACCAUGCGCGACACGCAGGCCGCGCCGCCCUUUGCCGACCACUCCAUCGACGUCGGCGGCGACUUUCUCAACAUGCAGCCGGUCAUCGAGGGCGUGCUGUCGACGCUGGCGGGCCUCAAGGGCAACCUGGGCCAGCUGCGCCUGGUGGUGCUGGCGUGCCUGUACCAGCUGCGGCAGGACGCGGACGCGCUAGGCAGGGAGGUGGCGGGGAAGCUGAGCGCGGACUUUCAGGACGUGACGAAGCAGGUGCUGGGGCAGAUUGACGAUUCGUUCAAUCAAGCCAUCGCGGCGUAUGGCGGCAAGAGUAAGUAG